Cannabis sativa is the source of this 1534-nucleotide messenger RNA. Its product is annotated as transcription factor MYB102. The record is from RefSeq and is a predicted model, not a curated record. Bases 116 to 1234 code for a protein of 372 amino acids. The transcript is spliced from 3 exons. Lineage: Eukaryota; Viridiplantae; Streptophyta; Magnoliopsida; Rosales; Cannabaceae.
UUUCUCUACCUUGAUUUAGAAACAUAUCACAAUUAAAGUACCUAUACCACCUUUCUAAUUAACAGGCUAUAGUACUGUCUUCACUCCUACCUUAUCCAAAAGAAGAAAAACAAGUAUGGGAAGAGCUCCUUGUUGUGACAAAAAUGGUCUCAAGAAAGGUCCAUGGACCCCUGAAGAAGAUCUUAAUCUUAUCAACUAUAUUCAGAAGAAUGGACCUGGAAACUGGAGAAACCUUCCAAAGAACGCUGGGCUACAAAGAUGUGGCAAAAGUUGUCGCCUCCGAUGGACAAAUUAUUUGAGGCCUGACAUUAAGAGAGGAAGAUUCUCAUUUGAAGAAGAAGAGACUAUAAUCCAACUACACAGUGUUUUGGGAAACAAGUGGUCAGCUAUCGCUGCUCGUUUGCCAGGAAGGACUGACAAUGAAAUAAAGAAUUACUGGAAUACCCACAUAAGAAAAAGGUUGCUUAGAAUGGGAAUUGAUCCAGUGACUCAUGCACCUCGUCUUGAUUUUUUGGACUUGUCUUCCAUUCUUGCUGCUAACUCCUCAUCUUUUUGUAACCCUUCACUUCUAAAUCUCUCAAGCCUUUUGGGUAGUACUCAACCCCUUUUCAAUCCAGAACUCCUAAGGUUAGCUUCCACCAUUUUAUCACUCAAUAAUAAUAAUAAUAAGCUAGACCAUCAAAAUAUCAAUCCCGAGUUGUUUAAUAAUCCCCAAAAUCUACAAGAAAGUCAUCACUUAUUUUCUAAUGGUCAAAUCCCACAAUUGGUACAGCCCAACAAUCAGUUUCUUCAAACUGCUCCUAUCUCAUCAGAAGGCUUUAAUAAUCCUAUGCUAGCUCCAAAUAAUGUUGAUAAUAAUCAAUCAAACAUGCCAAAAAUCAUCUCUUCAUCUUGUCCAAUACUUUCGAGCCAAGAAAAUAUAAUUUCACAACCAAACUAUGUGGACUGUAGGUCUAAUAAUAGCAGUACUAGUAAUAUUCCAAGCCUUAAUAUUGGUGAUUUUCCUGAAAGUUCAUACUUCCAAAACUUAUUGGAUAGUUAUAGUGAUGAUCAUCACGAGGCUUUUGGCUUGAAUUCUGUUAUGUCAACGCCUUCAUCAUCGACCAAUAAUACUACGGUCAAUAAUAAUAUCAACAGUACAAGCAGCACCGAGGACGAGAGAGAAAUUAGCUACUGCAGCAACUUGUUAAAGUUCGAAAUCCCUGAGAGCUUGGACAUCAAUGAUUUCUUGUAAAUUAAUAUUUAUAUAUAUACAUAUAAUAAUAGAGAUCGAUUAUAGUAUACUUAGCUAGACUGCUAUGAUAUACAUCAGCUAGAGUUUCUAGUCUUCUGUUUUUCUUUAUUUGAUGAGUUUUUGUUGAUAAACAUUUGUUUUAUUUGGUUUUCUUUCUUCCCUAGUUUUUGUAUCGUGUUCGUGUGUAAGUAGAUGAAGUUGAUGAAAUUAUUUUUUGGUUUUUUCAUUCACUUUAAUAAUUCAUAUUUAUAUGUAUUUAUAUUUCAUUUUUAAUCACAUAUACAUAUAUAUUUAUUUAUA